AUGAGUAGUGGCAGCAAUAGUGGCAAUAGUAAUGGCAGCAAUAGUGGUAGUUGUAGUGGUAGUAGUAUUAGUACUGGUGGUAGUAAUAGUAGGAAUAGUACUAGUAGGAAGAGCAGUAAUGGCAAUGGUGGUAGUGUAGUGGUAGUAAAAGGAGGAGUAGUAGUAGAAGUAAUAGGAGCAACAGUAGUAAGAGUAGUAGUAGCAGCAAUAGUGGCAAUAGUAGUGGUAGCGGUAGUGGUGGUAGACACAGUAGUGGCAGUUGCAGCAGUAAUGACAUCAAUAGUGGUAGUAGUGGUGGUGGUGGUAAUAAUUCAUAGUGGUGGUGGUAGUAGUGGUGGUGACAUUAUUGUCUUUAACUAA
Neltuma alba is the source of this 360-nucleotide messenger RNA. RefSeq lists its product as uncharacterized. The record is from RefSeq and is a predicted model, not a curated record. The transcript has a single exon. The coding region runs from base 1 to 360 and encodes 119 amino acids. Lineage: Eukaryota; Viridiplantae; Streptophyta; Magnoliopsida; Fabales; Fabaceae.